Molecule: messenger RNA, 4689 nt
Organism: Onthophagus taurus
Lineage: Eukaryota; Metazoa; Arthropoda; Insecta; Coleoptera; Scarabaeidae
Gene: Pi3K92E
Product: Phosphatidylinositol 3-kinase 92E
Biological process (GO): phosphatidylinositol-3-phosphate biosynthetic process; phosphatidylinositol-mediated signaling; phosphatidylinositol 3-kinase/protein kinase B signal transduction
Cellular component (GO): phosphatidylinositol 3-kinase complex; plasma membrane; cytoplasm
Molecular function (GO): 1-phosphatidylinositol-4-phosphate 3-kinase activity; 1-phosphatidylinositol-3-kinase activity
Source: RefSeq, a predicted model, not a curated record
AGUAGAACUUGAUAAAUAGUUGCGGACACUCCACUUGCGGCAAUCUCAAGUAAAAAAAGGCAAAAAAAAGUCCACCACUCCAACCAUUUAGAGUCUUUCGCUUCUCGAUGACUUCAACACUGUUGUUGUUUUUGGAAGUGACACAACAACAAUAACAAUAAUCCUUACAACAAUACAAUUAAGAUUAUCUGAAAAUUGAGAUACAUUUAAGACAGUGUCGUAGAACUUCAAUCAAGACUUGAAGAAAAAUGAAAACGUUUGAACCAAAAAUAAAUUUAAAAGUGUUUUGUUAAGGAUAUAAAGUGUGGUUAUGUAUAAAAGUUUUGGUGUGUGUUCGAAUCUGGUAGAGUAAAAGUUAAGAAGAUGGUGCCUCUACCCGAAGAAUUUACUUAUGAAUUUUGGUUAUCUGGACCUAACGAUGUAUGCAGUACGGUGGUUACUUGUUUUAUGCCAAAUGGUAUUACUAUAUUGCUUAAUACACGAUAUGAUACAACUUUUGCUGAAAUUAAAGAGGAUUUAUGGAUCGAAGCUCAACAAAAUGCCCUUUACGGACUUUUACACGAUAUGUCCGUGUACGUUUUUCAAUUCAUCAACAGCAUGGCCGAAAUGGAAAAAGUUAUGGAUGAAUGGAAACGUCUUUGCGAUAUCAGGCCGACGGGUCAUGUUUUAAUUAUUAAAGAAUGUAGUGCAGAUGAAACAGAUAAUUCUCAUAUUAGUCAACUUAUAGGAAAACGUUUACAAGAUUUUGAUGCACUUAGUAGCGCUGAAGUAAAUCAGUUCCGGUUUAAAAUGCGUAAAUUUGGGGAAGACACCGCAAAAGAUCGGCAACAAUUAACUUGGGAACAAAAAUUGAUGUAUUAUUAUUCACCUAGAAUUGGAAUUCCAAACACAAUUACUAAGCAGAAAUUUAUGGUUUCUAUAAAAAUUGAUAAAGAUAAAUCGUUCUCAUUUAACGUUCCUCGCGACAUGUACCCAGAAAAACUAUUACAAAUUUGUUUGGACAAGCGUGCCAGCAAUUUAAACAUCCACGACGUUUAUGUUGAAAAGUACGUUUUAAAAGUAUUCGGACAAAACGAAUAUAUAAUUGGUUCCUAUCCAUUAAUCGAAUAUCAAUAUAUUCAAGAGGAAUUACUAAAGGAUGCUUACCCAGUUUUAGUUUUAGUCAACAAAGCAGAUCUUAUUUCUACAAUUGCUGGUGAUGAUGUUGUGGAUGUAUAUAGUUACGAAAAACGAGGUGGGAACCAUACAUUAAGAAAGAAAAAUAAAAAUAAAUCCGCAUGGGAUAUCAAAGAAACGUUUAAAGUUACUUUAGGUACAAUUUGUAGAAUCAAUUGUGAUGUAAAAAGAAACAUAGAGAUUGGAGUUCAAGCUAGAAUAUUUCACGGCGGAAAAUCCCUUUGCGAAGCACAAAAAAUUCCUGAACAUGUCAUUGAAGAUCAUUGCGAAUUCGAAAUCAACAAAACUUUAGAUUUUAAAAUCGAAGUUUGUAACAUACCAAAAAACGCCAAGCUUUGUUUUGUCGUUUAUGAAACGACGAAAAAGAGCGGAACAAAAUCGCGACGACUUCCAAACAAAGAUUCUUACAUUAACCCGGUAGCCUGGGCGAAUACAACAAUUUACGAUUUUAAAAACGCUUUGCGAACCGAUGCUAUGAGUUUGUAUAUGUGGAACAGUGCCGAAGAUAUGAUGAAUUUAAACGAUGAUAUUUUUCAUCCGCUUGGUACGGUAGUUAGUAAUCCGGAUACGAAAUAUGCGACGACGCUUACGUUACAAUUUGAGAAAUAUACUGAACAAACGGUCAUUUAUCCCAGUGUUGAAUCUAUGAUCAAUUUAGGACGGCAAAACGAAGAGCCACCAACACAGGAAUUGAUCGAAAAGUAUGAACAGUUGACAAAAGUUAUUUUUGAAAAUGAUUCGUUGGAGGAGGUUCAUGAUCAAGAAAGAAAAUCAAUUUGGAAAUCACGAAGAUAUUGGAUGAAAGAAUUCCCUGGAAUAUUACCAAAAUUGCUUCAUUGCGUUGAUUGGGAAAGUAACAAAGAAAUAAGUGAAGUUGUUGCUAUUUUAAAAGAAUGGCCUAAAAUUCCAGUUGAAAAAUCUUUAGAACUUUUAGAUUAUGCUUACGCGAACGAAGAAGUCCGAAGUUUUGCCGUAAAAUGUUUAAACGACCUUAGUGAUGACGACAUUUUACUUUAUCUUCUUCAACUCGUUCAAGCGAUCAAACACGAACUCUUUUUAGACUGUGAUUUAGUAAUGUUCUUAUUAAAACGAUCAUUUAAAAACCGAAAAAUCGGACAUUACUUAUUUUGGCAUUUAAGAUCUGAAAUGCAAGUUCCUUCUGUUUCCGUUCGUUUUGGUCUAAUUUUAGAAGCUUACUGUAGAGGUAGUCCUCAUCAUAUGAACGACCUGUACAAACAACUGUUGUGUUUGGAAAAAUUGAAAAGUAGCAGUGAAAUUGUUAAGAAACAUAGCAAUAAGGAGAAAGGAAAAUCUGCUUUACAAGAUAAAUUAACUGAAGAACAUAAUCCAAUACAUAAUUUUAUAAGUCCUAUUGAUCCCAAGUUUAGAUGCAAAAGAAUUAAAGUGGAAAAAUGUAGAGUAAUGGAUAGUAAGAUGAAACCAUUAUGGAUUGUGUUUGAAAAUACUGAUUAUAACGCAGACGAUAUUUAUAUAAUUUUUAAAAAUGGAGAUGAUUUACGUCAGGAUAUGUUAACGUUACAAAUGAUUAGGAUUAUGGAUAAGUUAUGGAAAAAUGCAGGUUUAGAUUUAAGGAUGAACCCCUACAAUUGUAUAUCAAUGGAUAAUAGGUUAGGUAUGAUUGAAGUGGUUCUUAAUGCUGAAACUAUAGCCAAUAUACAGAAGGAAAAAGGGACGUUUUCAGCAACUUCAGCGUUUAGAAAAGGUUCUUUAUUAGCAUGGUUAAAAGAUCAUAAUUCAACAGAAAGUCAACUGAAAAAGGCCAUAAAUGAAUUUACAUUAUCUUGUGCUGGAUAUUGUGUAGCGACUUACGUUCUUGGUGUUGCUGAUCGUCAUUCGGAUAAUAUCAUGAUUAAAAAAACCGGUCAACUGUUUCACAUCGAUUUCGGUCACAUUUUAGGGCAUUUCAAGGAAAAAUUUGGAUUCAAACGCGAACGAGUGCCUUUCGUUUUAACACAUGAUUUCGUCCAUGUUAUUAGUAAAGGGCAAAAAACCUUAGAGUUUAAACUGUUUCAAAAAUAUUGUGAGGAGGCUUUUACAAUUUUAAGACAACAUGGAAGUUUAAUAAUAUCGUUAUUUGCAAUGAUGAUAUCAACAGGGUUGCCCGAAUUAAGUUCAGAAAAAGAUUUGAAUUAUUUGAAAGAAACUUUGGUACUUUCAAUGUCUGAAAAAGAUGCCUUGGCUCACUUCCGGUCGAAAUUCGACGAGGCCUUAUCGAAUUCUUGGAAAACUUCGGUGAAUUGGGCGACACAUAAUUUAGCUAAAAACAACAAGGUUUAAUAAGAACGGUUCAAAAUCCUUCUAUCCCACUAACUUAAAAGUCUAAAAAGCCUAUAAUUGAACAAAAAAUUUUGUUUCUAAUCCAAUUCCUCCCAAGCCAAAUCAAGUGCCAAUAUAGUAUCAUUUUUUCCUAUAGAUAAUAAGUCAAUUUAAGUGAAAGUAAUCUAAAUAAUUGAUUUUUAGGCUUGUGUAUAUAGGGUUAUUCAGUUUAAAUAGGUAUUUAACAACAUUGUGUUCGUUUUUUGAAAUGUAAGAGGAGAGCCUUAAUAUUGAAAAAAAUUUAAUCGAAUUUAUUCUUCUCAAAAAUAGUGUGCAAUUCAUUUUUAUUUAAUAUUUAUGUUUUUAUAAUGGUUUAUUGAAUGACCCAGUAUACAUCUUUUUCUUUAUAAUAUUUAUGAAGCUUUAUAUAUAACAUUGUUUGAUAUAAUUUUUACACUUUUGUUUAGGUGGAUUAAAAUAAUUAAAAAUUCAAAACGAAAUUCUAUAAGCUAAGCUUGAAAUUAUUAAAAAUAGUGUUAUGUUCAAAUACAGAUCAUGAUUACAUAUCUACAAAGAAAAAUAUCUGCUAAACUAGUUUUUAAGUUAAAAAAAGUAUCCUGUUUUGUUGCUUAUAAUUAAGUAAUUAGCUCAAUGACUGAACGCUUAAAAAAAUAUAUAUAAAAAUAAAUAAACAGUUAGUUAAAGAAAAUGUGCCGUACUAUAUUUUGAUAUUUUGCAUAAAUUAACAAUAGAAAUAGAAGAAAAUCAGAAGAUUAAAUUAAGCUAUAUCAUUAAUUUACCGCCUUAGUUUAUUUUAAAUGUUAAAUAAUGAAGUUAAACGAGAAAAGUUAAACAAGUACUUACAGUUUAAAGAAAAAUAUAGCCAUGCUGCUGCUGUAAAUAUGUAAAUAAUCACCGUAGAUUUGUAAUAAGACGAUAAUAACGACGGAUUUCGCAUCAAUUACCAUUUAUUAUUAUACUGUUUUUAUUAUAACCUAUAUUUUUCUCUUUUUUUUGCUUUUGACGAUUUUUGCUCAUCUCAUUAAUUAUGCUUAAGUAAUUAAUUUAUUUUUUAUUACUGAAGAAUUGAUAUAGAAAAAAACUGCUUAUAAGUAAUAAUUUGUAGCAUCCAUUAUGUUUCUUGGUUUGUUUAUGCGAUCUAUCUGUCCUGAAAUUUAUAAACAAAUUAGUAGUGUUAUUUUUUUCUGUAAUUUUUAUGUACAAAAUGUAUUUAAA